AUGGCUCGGGUCAUGCCCAUCGUCGUCGUCGACGAUAGCGACCUCUCCGACCUGUCCGACGUCGGAACGCCUCCUCCCGCUCCGACACCCAAAGCGCCAUCUCCGAACAGCAAGAAACGAUCCAACCCCGACUCAUCCGGCCUCGACUCUCGGACUGUGACUGUUGCCACGAACCCGGCACCUGCACCGUCCAAAAAGCCCAGACCGUCGUCGGCGACGAACGGCGCAAAGGAGCCUCAGCAAAGGACGCUUGCUGCCCUAUUCGGCAGACCAGAACUGAAGCAGACGGUCCCCAAGCCCAAGGCAAAGUCGACCGGCAAGAAAAACUACCCCUCAACCUCGAGCAGCAGCCCCUCGCAGCAGCCGCAUGCCUCCAAGGUCUCAACGGCUCCCUCCACGAGCCCGCACCUCGACUCAGGCGGCGAGGGCAAGCCUUCGACCGUGAGCGAGCACAAGCUCUGCCACCAUCAUCGACGCCAGUGCACCAACACCCCACUGCUCCAGUGCACGUUCCUACGCAACGGCAACCGAUGCCAGCUCAAAUACUGUCACUCGGCACUGCAGCACAACUACGGCGUGGAUGCAGCUUCCAUUGUCAAAAACGGCAGAUUCAUGGUCGACGAGUCCCAGCACUGCCCCCCGUCAGAGGCAAAAUACGCCUUCAAAUGCCCGCGCUGCCGCGACAAGUGCGCCUGCUCUCCGUGUCGCAAGAAGAAAGGCCUUCUGCCGCUGGCCAAGGUCGCAAGCCUGGCCAAGGCGCAAGGCAGCGGUCCCGCAACAGACAUCCUUGCCAACAAAGCGAAAGGCAAGGACAAAGCGAAAACCGAAGCAAGCGGCGCCAGCCCGCGUCCAGGAGAAGCGAGCAAGGCGAAGGGCAAGCGCAAGGCCGACGACAUCACGACGCCGCCUCCUGAUGUCAAGCCAAAGCAGAACAGGCUGACGGCCGGUACGCAGACCAGAGCGGUCCAGCCGCGUGUCCUCAAGCCGCCGCAGCCUGUCAGUGCGCCCACACUAGAGACCAUCAUCAGCAGGCUGCCCCCCGAGAACCUGCGCGCCAGGAUGUGGCUGUAUGAGAGUUUCGUCCGCUUCGACAAGAUCGGCCUUCCAAAGACGGAGCUCAACCACCUCGAUCGGUUCGACGCUUGGUCCCACGCGAGGGUUCAAGAGAUGCUCUCGACGCUUUUGCGCUACCUUGCUGGGCUGCAACACAUCGACAAGGGACAGCCGACCAAGAACACGACAAAGGCAGUGCUUGCAUACCGCCACUUCGGUCACGAUCUCAGUCGCGGAGAACCGUGGUCGGCCGUCAGAGAAAUGCUGGCCCGCUUUGGGCUGGAGCCACAGAGCCUGCCCUACGUCGAGCAUCCUCUGUCACUCGAGCUCGAGAAUCGUCCCGCUUCGCCACCGCCGCCCAGGCAGACUCGAAACCGGGCGGCCAGGGGAGCCCGUCAGGUCGACUAUUCUCGGCAACUCGGCAUGCUCAAGGACUGGGAGGAGGAUUUUGGCGAGGAAGGCGACUCUGAUGUUCCCCCAGGCACCGAAAAGGGAAGACGACGCCCCGCUCGAAGGAUCGCAAGCGAAUCCGACGACGAGUCCGAGGAGGUCGAGUCCGGUGCCGAGAGCGACGAUACGGAACGCGAGUCCGGUAGUCGCUCUUCGCGCCGUCAGCAGCAGGAGAAGGGCCAGGAUGAAGCGGCUGCGCGGCGGCCUCGAGAUGCUUCAGCGGAGUCCGAGGCGAGACACGACGCCCCCGACAUGGAGACCAAAGUGGCCUUGCUCGCGUGCAUGGUCGAUGCCGCCCUGAUGACCGAGGAGAUCGGUGAAGAACUCAAACUUGCCACCGAUGAGAUUGCCGUCCUCGAGAGGCAGCACAAGGCGGACAUGGCCAUUACGGAGAAGGAGCUUGCCGAGGAGACGGCCGAGUUGAACAAGCGGGCACCCUCGCUCAUCGCCCCCGAAUUCCAAGCCUGGAAGAACGAGAAGGUCGAACACGACAGGGACGUCAAAUGGCGCAGAUUGGAUGCCAAGGUCUUUCACGAGAUCCAGGUCGAUGCGCAUGCUCUGCGAACCGGUCCCAUUGGCUACGACGCCGAUGGCAGAGAGUACUGGCAUCUAAGAGAAUACCAAGAGCAUAUGCCGCGCCAGACGGAAGGCAGGUACUCUUGGUGCCUCAUUGUCCUGGGUGUGACCUUCCCGUCAUCAGCCCCGGCAUCUGCGGAUGCAAGUCUGGACGCCGCCGGCACAGCCGAUACGUCGACUCAGGCGGGAGGCACUGCAAGCGAGCCGACGGCCGUGGACAAGGCAGACGCGGACAGGCAGGCGACCCCAAGCAAGCCGGGUUGUACGCCACCAGCCGCCGCCUCUUCAGUCAAGCAACAAGGCGACAGUGCCGGUGCAGCCUCAUCGGGCAAGGAAAGGCGAGCCGACAACGGUCCCGCAUCGUCGACUGAUCCGAUCUGCAUGGGCACUAACGACCCUGCCGUCAUCACCAAGCUGAUGCAGUACGUCCGCUACCGAGACGAGCAAAAGCAGUACGAGGAGAACCACGAGAUGCAGCAGCGGGAGCUGGAGCAGGCCGUCAUGGGCCAAUCCCCGGAAAACAUCGGAGCCGACACCAAGUCGACGGCUCAGGGUCCGGGCCUGAGGAAGGCAAAGCAGCUGAUGAAGGAGAAGCAGGAGGAAAGAAAGGCCCAGACCGAGAUGCUCCUCAAGAAGCUGGCCAAAGCUCGCGACUACUUUGCCUGGCACCGCGAGGAGGUUCCACCCUGA
Messenger RNA from Pseudozyma flocculosa PF-1, 2769 nucleotides. RefSeq lists its product as uncharacterized. Bases 1 to 2769 code for a protein of 922 amino acids. The transcript is spliced from 7 exons. The record is from RefSeq and is a predicted model, not a curated record. Lineage: Eukaryota; Fungi; Basidiomycota; Ustilaginomycetes; Ustilaginales; Ustilaginaceae.